This is a messenger RNA of Melampsora larici-populina 98AG31, 342 nucleotides long. RefSeq lists its product as uncharacterized. The record is from RefSeq and is a predicted model, not a curated record. Gene Ontology annotation, molecular function: GTPase activity. Bases 1 to 342 code for a protein of 113 amino acids. The transcript is spliced from 2 exons. Gene Ontology annotation, cellular component: mitochondrion. NCBI's taxonomy places the organism in Eukaryota, Fungi, Basidiomycota, Pucciniomycetes, Pucciniales, Melampsoraceae.
AUGGUAUGUGGAAUGCCAAAUAUAGGAGAAUCUAGUUUAUUAAACGCUGUAGGAUGUAGAAAAGGUAAAGUAGCAUCAGAAGGACCCAUGCCUGGUCACACAAGAUCAAUAGGACCGCUUGUUAAGAUUUCAGAACCAUGUAAACUUUUGAAUGGAAAACCGAUUUUGUUAUAUCUUUUGAAAGUUUUUAGGGAUGGGAAAUUUGGGAAUUGGACGUUAAAUGCGUUUCAAAAAAUUCAAACUCAAACUGCAGGAGAAGGAGAAGCAGAAGAAAAGACUUUUGUACAUACUGAUUUAAAUUCACGUGUGGUUGUUAAAGUUUCAAAGUUUUUGGGUUUUUGA